Drosophila willistoni is the source of this 6942-nucleotide messenger RNA. RefSeq names its product low-density lipoprotein receptor-related protein 4 (gene Lrp4). NCBI's taxonomy places the organism in Eukaryota, Metazoa, Arthropoda, Insecta, Diptera, Drosophilidae. The coding region runs from base 176 to 6319 and encodes 2047 amino acids. Gene Ontology annotation, molecular function: calcium ion binding; protein binding. The record is from RefSeq and is a predicted model, not a curated record. The transcript is spliced from 13 exons.
AACAACAACAGCAGCAGAAGAAGGAGCAACAACAACAACAACAACAAGAAACAGCAUCGCCAGAAGCUCGCACACCAGCACAACUUCUACGUGCCAGUCGGUGUACGUGUGUUGUGCGUGUGUCUGUGUGUGUGUCUGUGUCCGUGUCCGUGUACGUGUACGUGUGUGUAUAGCAAUGUAUUGGACAUCCCUUUCGUUUUGUUCUUUGGUGUGCGUCGUUUGGUUGUGUCUAGGAUGUGGCGAUUCAACUCGCGUAUUUGCUGAGCAAAUCGGUGCAGAUAAUGGAGGAGAUGAUAUAAGAUGGCUAACGAAGAGCACCCAGGAACAUCAGAACUGGCAACAUCAGCAAGGCCAAUUGCGUUCGGCAAACAAGCCAACGAAUCAUCGGGCCAGCCAUGAUGUAGAGGUGUUGCCCCCCAGUGGAGAGGAUCACGAUUCCGAUUCAAUUUCCGAUACAUCGCCCCAACACAAGCACGAUGACGACGACGAUGCCGAAAGUCAAGAAGACGGCGAAGAUAAGCUUUAUGGUCAAGUGUUUACCUUGGAGCCGACUGUACCAAUUAAGUCAGGUGGAAAUGCCGGAGCAACUAGUACAGGUGACACGCCCAAAUUCCGAAAUGUGGGUGCUCAAGGCGGGCGUAGUGAUCUCUAUGGGGUGCGAGAAUCCGAUCGGCAGUCGAACACAAGAGGACGCGAUGGCUUCAUUGGUGCGGCGAGCAACAAGCAAAAGAGCUUUCGGCCCUUCGCCCAUCGGGGUGUCGUUCACGAUGAUCCCAGCCAAUUGGGCCAGCCUGGUGAGGGGUAUAGUGCGCCGCCCUCGGAUUGUCAAAAUCCCUGCGAUGAGCUACAGUGGCAGUGCAGCAAUUGUCAGUGCAUCGACCUGCAUGCGCGGUGUAACCGGGAAGUGCAGUGCACUGAUGGGUCCGACGAGUACGAUUGCGACAACAACGGAGAUAUGAUGUCCAAGCUGCAGAAGGAAUGCGAACAGAGCGGGCUACAUGUGAUGUGCCCCAAGACAUUCCGGUGCAUCAAUAAGGAAUGGCUUUGCGAUGGCGACGACGAUUGCGGUGACUACUCCGAUGAGACACACUGUGGGGCUCGCACGAAUUGUACGGAGGAUCAAUUUGAAUGCCAAAAUGGAUUCUGCAUUCCCAGGCCAUGGCUUUGUGAUGGUGAAAAUGAUUGCAAGGACUUCUCGGACGAGGCGCAUUGCAACCGAACUAGCUGCACAGAGGAGCACUUCGCAUGCAAUGAUGGAUAUUGCAUCUCGUUGGCCUUCCGCUGCGAUGGAGAGCGAGAUUGCGAUGACAAUUCGGAUGAGUACAAGUGCGCCGCAGUGAUCAAUAGCUGUCCGGAAGGUGAAUUUAAGUGCCGCGGCGGUUUGGGUGGAGCCGGAGGGCCCAGCGGACAAUGCAUUCUGAAUCGCUUUCGAUGCGAUGGAGAUAACGAUUGCGGCGACUGGAGUGAUGAGGAGAACUGCCCACAAAAGCCAUCCCAAUGCACAUCGAAUGAGUACAAAUGCACCGAUGGCACAUGUAUUCCCAAACGCUGGAAAUGCGACAAGGAGCAGGAUUGUGAUGGUGGCGAAGACGAGAAUGAUUGUGGCAAUAUGAGCUCGGAACAUUCCUUGACCUGUGGUCCCGAUGAAUUCACAUGUCACAACGGACGUUGCAUUUUGCGCACAUGGCUAUGUGAUGGUUACCCAGAUUGCUCCUCAGCUGAAGACGAAGUGGAUUGCCAUCUCCAGUGUGAUGCUGGGCAAUUCCUCUGUCCGGCAAAGAAAAACAUAACCAACUUGAAAAUCUGUGUCCAUCAGAAGCAUGUAUGCGAUGGUCAAAAUGAUUGCCCACUCGGAGAGGAUGAAGUCAACUGUCCCGAAGAGCAAAUCUGUCCCGACCACAAACAGUGCGAACAACUUUGCAUAAAAACAGCUCGAGGACGUGACGAGUGUGCCUGUCGACUUGGUUAUCUCAUGAACGAGAACAAAGUCAACUGCACGGACAUUGAUGAGUGCCAGUACCUGACCAGCCCGGUGUGCUCCCAGAAAUGCCACAACACCCAAGGCUCGUUUGUAUGCUCCUGCGAAUCGGGAUACAUACUCCGACCCGAUCUGCGGACUUGCAAGGCUCUGGGUGGUGCCAUGACCCUGCUGGUGGCCAAUCGAUGGGACAUAAGACGUGUGACUUUAAGCAACAACCGAUACACGGCCAUUGUUAAGGGUCUGCACAAUGCCAUAGCCUUGGACUUUCAUCAGCGGAAAGGUUUACUCUUUUGGUCAGAUGUCUCCACCGAUGUCAUCAAGAUGGUAUACAUGAACGGGACCCGUGUACGGGAUGUUAUCAAGUGGGGCUUGGAGUCGCCUGGUGGCAUUGCUGUUGAUUGGAUACAUGAUCUACUCUUUUGGACCGAUUCGGGAACACGUCGGGUCGAGGUGUCCAAUUUUCAAGGGAAUCUCCGCACCGUGAUCGCAUCGAAUGAUUUGGACAAGCCGCGUGCCAUUGUGAUUCAUCCGGGCGAGGCAUUGGCAUUCUGGAGCGACUGGGGACCGAAUCCGAAAAUCGAACGAGCCCAUAUGGAUGGAUCGCAGCGGCAGGUUAUUAUAUCGAAGGGUGUCACUUGGCCCAAUGGUCUGGCUAUCGAUUAUCCGAAUCACAAAAUCUACUGGGCGGAUGCCAAGCAACAUGCCAUCGAAUGCUCCAAUUUGGAUGGUAGCGAUCGCAUCAAAAUUCUCAGCACCCACUUGCCACACCCGUUUGCGUUAACCAUAUUCGAGGACACCAUGUAUUGGACUGACUGGAAUACAAAAACCGUAUCGGCGGCAAAUAAGAUAAAUGGCAAAGGUUUUCGAUCAGUUCACGAGAAUUUCCAUUUCCCGAUGGACAUACACGCCUAUCAUCCGGCCCGGCAACCUGACUAUCCGGAUCGCUGUCAGAAGGAUCGGCGGGGCCUACGUGGAGGCUGCUCCCAUUUAUGCCUGCCAAACAAAACGUCUCGUCGUUGCGGCUGCCCCAUCGGACUCUCCCUUAAGGAUGACGGCAAGACCUGCAAGAGUGCCGCUGACAAGCUCGUCCUUGUGGCUCGACGCAAGGACAUUCGACUGCGACAACUGAACAACAAGCCAGCUGAGCCCAACGAAAUCGAUAUGAUUGUGCCACUCGACAAUCUGAAGCAUGCUGUGGCCCUAGACUGGUGCAGCGACACAGACUUCAUCUAUUGGACUGAUGUGGAGCGUAGCUCCAUAAACAAGGCCCAUUUGAAUGGCAGCUAUCAGCAGCGUGUUGUCCACUCGAAUUUGGUAUCGCCUGUGGGAUUGGCACUGGACUGGAUCACAGACAAAUUGUACUGGACCGACCCGUCCACCAAUCGCAUUGAGGUGGCGACCACCAAUGGAAAGAUGCGAACUCUGCUUGUGUGGGAAAAACUGGACAAGCCCCGAGAUAUUGUUGUGAAUCCCAUCGAUGGACUUAUGUUCUGGUCAGAUUGGGGCGAGGAGGCAAUGAUUGAGCGGGCCAAUAUGGAUGGACAUAAUCGUGUUAUAAUCUCGUCAAAGAAACUCAUAUGGCCAAAUGGACUAGCCAUCGACUAUGACAAGAGUAAACUUUAUUUUGUAGAUGGCGGCACCAAGACAUUGGAGAAUAUGAAUUUUGAUGGCACUGGCCGUAAAAUUAUCAUAAAUAAUCUUGGGCAUCCCUUCGGGUUGGAUGUUAGCGACGGACGUGUUUACUGGACCGAUUGGGACACAAAGUCAGCUAUGAGCGCCGAUAAGUUAACUGGAAAGGGAAUUAGCACAGUUAUUGCCAAUAGCAGCGAUCUCAUGGACAUUCGAGUCUUCCAUCGAACCAGAAGGCGUGUCUUCAACGCCUGUGACAAACAGAACGGCGGCUGUUCCCAUCUCUGUCUCCUGAAUCCGACCAGCUACACUUGCGCCUGUGCAGUCGGCGUACAACUGCGUGAGGAUAAGCGCACCUGCUCGGAGGGACCCACAAAGUAUAUACUCUUCGCCCAUCGGAUCGAUAUAAGACAGAUCUCGUUGGACUUUGAUCAUCUGAUUGAUGUAGUCCUACCCUUGCCGCCCAUUUCGAAUGCGGUGGCAUUGGAUGUCGAUAGGGCAACUGGUUACAUCUAUUGGUCGGAUACGAUUGAAAAUGUCAUCAUGAGCUCCAGCCCCGAUGGUCUGCACGUGCACAAAGUCAUUGGGGAGAGCCUAGAGAAUCCGGAUGGCUUGGUUGUCGACUCAAUUGGUCGUACGAUUUAUUGGGCGGAUGCUGGUCGUCAUACCAUCGAAGUGGCCAAUCUUGAUGGCAGUAAUAGGCAUGUGAUUGCCUACAAGGAUCUCGAAUCGCCACGCGGUCUGGCUCUGGACUAUGAAGCUGGUCUUCUCUUUUGGACUGACUGGGGGCAUUAUCGGAAAAUAGAACGAUCUCAUCUAGAUGGCAACGAUCGCUCACGCAUUGUGACUGCAAAUCUCGGCUGGCCGAACGGUCUGUCACUAGAUCUGAAAAGCAAACGCAUCUACUGGGUGGAUGCGCGACUCAAGACCAUCGAUUCGUGCGACUACACGGGCAACCAAAGAAAGUUGAUUAUGUCAUCGCUACACCAUCCAUAUGCCCUGUCACUCACGGAGGACUAUAUCUAUUGGACAGACUGGAAGUCGAAGGCUUUGCACAUGGCUGACCGACGUAACAUUAGCGCCAAGCGAGACGUCAUGACCAACAUUGAUGGUCUAAUGGAUAUCAAAGUGAUAACCAAACAUCAACCACUGGCCGACAAUGUUUGCGGCCGUAAUAAUGGUGGCUGCUCUCACCUUUGCCUACGGAAUCCCUCCGGCUUCACUUGCCAGUGUCCCAUUGGCCUGCGAUUGCGCGAGAAUAGCACCACAGAGUGUCAAAAUCUUCCAGACGACUAUCUGCUGAUUGCUUUGCGUUCCGGCAUUGGUAUGAUCUCGUUAAAUAGUGGGGACUACAUGGACGUGGUGUUGCCCAUUAGCGGAGUCCAUGGAGCCGUCGUGCUCGAUUAUCACUAUCGGAAUAACUGGCUAUUCUUCGCCGAUGUCAAUCUGGACGUUAUCCGUCGAGUCAAUUUGCUCAACUUCACUGACAACAAGGUGAUUGUGAGUACCGAUUUGUUAACGCCGAAUGGCAUUGCUGUCGACUGGAUCGCCGAGAAUCUCUACUGGUCCGACACCGAUCGCAAAGUGAUUGAAGUCUCACGACUCGAUGGUAGUUGCCGCAAGAAACUCAUCGAAGAUGGUUUAGGGGAUCCUCGUUCACUCAUAGUGCAUCCAAAGAAGGCUUACCUGUUUUGGUCCGAUUGGGAUUCACCUUCGAAAAUUGAACGCAGCUACUUGGAUGGUUCCAAUCGCACAGCAAUUGUGACCUCUGGAGUGGGUUUCCCUACUGGUCUAACCAUUGACUUUACCAAUCGUCGAUUACUUUGGGCCGAUGCACUCGAUGACAAUAUUGGACAGGUUGACUUUAACGGAAAACGCCGUCAGACAAUCGUUCCCUAUGCACCGCAUCCAUUCGGUUUGACCAUGUUGGAAAACAACAUCUAUUGGACUGAUUGGUACAACAAAUCGGUUUAUCGCUCACAACGUGCCCCUCGCAUUGGCUAUAGCAAUCCAUUCGAGGUCCGAGAUGCGUUGAGUGGUGCCCUGGACAUACGUGCCGUAUCGAUACACCGUCAGGCCAAGAGCUGGAACCAAUGCGCCCAGGACAAUGGUGGCUGUUCACAUCUAUGCUUCUAUCGGGCAACCGACUAUGUGUGCGCCUGCCCGGAUAGGCCGGACUUCAACAACAAACGUCCAUGCUCCACCAAGCCAAAGGAAUUGGUACAAACACGUUUGGAGAGUGAUCAGCAACCGGAAUAUUCGGAUGAGUUUACCGACGAUUCGACGCCGCCCGAUCCAGAUGAUGGCAUUAAUGACGUGGGUGACGAAGAAGAUAGCCCAGUGGACAAUGAACGUGAAUUCUUUGUCCUCGUUGCCCUCGGUGUCGUCAUAGUCAUGGUUGUCAUCAUUGUGCUGGUUAUCUUCAUGCUUGCAUUCAACACAAAUCGCAAAAAGUCGAAACGUAACUCACGCGGUUCCAGCCGAUCUGUGUUGACCUUCUCCAAUCCGAAUUACAAUGUCGAUGGCACACCCAUGGAACCAAAGACAAAUAUAUGGAAACGUUUUAAAUACGAUAAAAAUCAUGAACGCCCGGGAGUCUAUGAGGAGCGGAGCCUGACGACGGAGACAGCAUCUUCCAGCUUAUUCGUGCCGACUCCGUCGCCAUCAACGAAGACAAUGCAAUUGACAACGCUGUCGACUAUCACAUAAAUUCCUGUAUGCCGUGUAAACACAACAACUAACAAAAAGACAACAAACAAACAAAAAAAAAAGAAAAAAAAGAAAAAAACCAAAAAAAAUAUUACCAGAAUACAAAAACAAACAAAAAAAAAUACAAAAAAAAGAAGAAACUUUUAGCAAAAUAUGCGUUCCCCUCCCUCUCCCCAUCACCCUAUACCAACAAAUCCCUUAACUAAUGAAAAUACUAUUCUGUAACGAUAGACGAUAAAAAAAAAAAAAUUAUAUAUGUGUAUAUAUAUAUAUAUAUAUAUAUAUAUGUAUACAUAUGAAUCUUAAACUGUUUAUAGGGAGACGCCAUGGACUCGUUUCCCCAUGGACAUAUUUUUUAGUUUUGAUUUGAAAGCUGUUAUGUCAACGAGAGAGACUUUAAAUACCUCUAUGCACUUAUUGAAAUUAGGCAUUUUGUCAGUCUUGCGCUUACUGUUCAGAGAUGGCAAAUGGCUACAAAUGCAUGUACAUACAUACAAACUUAAAAACAAAAACAAAAACGACAAAAAAGUAAAAAUUAAAAAUUAACAAACAAAAAAACAUUUAAACAUACAUACAUACACAAGCAUACAUACAUACAUACAUACAUACAUAUAUCUUCAGUG